CAACACUGUCCUUGUUCGUUGAGGUACAAUGGACCCCUCUGCUUACGCAGCGCUCCCUAGAGCAGUGGUAGAUAACGGUUCUGGCUUGCUUAAGUUUUCACUCGCUUCUAGUGUCAAGCCGCCGUUUGUAUUGCCAAACUGUAUUGGACAUCCUAAGCGUAAAUUCACUUCUCAAAACCUUGCCGACGGAAGUGCUUCUGGCGGGGAUGACCAUGGCGCUAUUGGUGACGGCUGCUAUAGUCUAUGGGAAUAUUUCUGCUUAAGACCAUUUUCCGAUGGGAUGCUAUACGAGCCAAAUAGGCAGCGGAACAUAUGGAAGAAGGUUAUGGGCAACCCUCAUAUACAGAUAAAUGGGUCCCCUGCGAAUCUGCUAGGGGUCAAUCCCGCCACUACUGCUUUACUCAUUACUGAGCCUAACAUGUCGCCGGCUAUGUGUCGGCAGACCAUGGCGGAGAUGAUAUUUGAGGACCUUGGGUUUUCUUUGGCGGCCAUCAUCACAUCGCAGGCUGCCAGUAACUUUUACUACACUCAGGUUACCCAGCAGAAGCGUGGUCUAUCACCUGAUUUGGCGCUUAGUACUGUGCCGAAAUCUGGCGCAAGACAGGAAAACAGAUCCAAAUGCUGCCUUGUGUUAGAUUGCGGGUUCGGUGCCACGCACUCCGUCCCUUUCGUGGAGGGCAAACCUAUACAGCGUGCUGCCUUACGCAGUAACAUUGGCGGGUCACAUCUCAAUGCUUACCUCAAGAACGUAUCUGCUAUACGCACUAUAAACCUGGAGUUUAACGAACUGAUGGUACAGCACAUGAAGGAGGAAUCCUGUUACGUCUCAUUGGAUUUCGACCUUGAGUUACGUGCUGCAGCUCGAUUGCGCACCGUUAGGGGACACCAGUGCUUACUGCAUGAGUACAAGCUGCCGUUGUUCACAGCUAAGAAUAAAAACCAUGUAAUCAAACACUUCAUGUCCCAUGGUCCUAUGACCGAGCCUCUGCUGAACGAGUCACGGCGACACGUUGUGCAUAAACUGGCCAACCAUGAACCGUUGUGUCCAAGUGAUCUUGAACUUUUGGGUGUAAAACAGGAACCCGAGCCUGAUGAAGUUACGCAAAGCCAGGAUUCAGCAUGGUCAAAUACGGAACUGGAUAACUCAGUUGACGACAAGAACAAGAACCAAGUGGCUACCCUGGGUGUAGAACGCUUCCAAAUACCAGAGUUACUAUUUAACCCUCAGGAUCUGGGUCUAGAAGAGUGUGGCAUAGCUGAGCUGGCACAUCGGACUAUAAUUCUAUCACCACCGUGUAUACAACGUGAUCUCGCAAACAAUAUUCUGUUAACUGGCGGCAGUACUAAGUUUCCUGGGUUUGAACGGAGACUGCAUGACGAGUUAUGCAAGCUGCUACCGGCGGAGUGGGAUGUCCAAAUACAUUCAUCGUUAGACCGUGCGUUAACUUCUUUUUACGGCGCCAGAAUGUUUGCUAAAGACGAUUCCACGUUCCUGGAGGCUGCUAUUACCAGGAACUACUACCUCGAGCACGGUGGAAUCUACCCUAGGAGGUGAUUCCGCGAACACAUCUGUAGUGUGUAGACAAUAUCGCAACGU
Molecule: messenger RNA, 1597 nt
Organism: Babesia bovis T2Bo
Lineage: Eukaryota; Apicomplexa; Aconoidasida; Piroplasmida; Babesiidae
Product: Actin family protein
Exons: 1
Coding region: 29-1555 (508 amino acids)
Cellular component (GO): Swr1 complex
Molecular function (GO): nucleosome binding
Source: RefSeq, a predicted model, not a curated record